GGUUGACAGGACAUUAGCAUUCCGGACAGCAGCAGUGCGUUAUGCGUCCGAUCAUGCGCGCGCUCUACGUCAAGCACAACAAGGCGGCCCAGGAGGCGCGGCAUCGCGAGGAGGCGCGCCGUCGUGCCGUCAACAGCAUUCGUCUCAAGCGCCUUCUCCGGCGCUUGGUGCGCGACCACCACGUUGCCCGCGCCAACGCGUUGCCGCUCUUUGAUGACGGCGACGCGUGGUAUGACUUUUCGCCGCUCGUUUGUCUCUCUCGCCGCGUGCCGGACGCUCUGAGUGACGCGUUGCAAUCGAUGCCUCGCUAAAGCCGGCUCCUGAGUCAUCGCCACCGCGCUCUGUGCAGCCAGUGACGCCCUUUUGACGCCUGUCCGUCGACGAUCAAAAUGUUGCUGCCUUUUCCAGCGCCGCCAUUGAAACCUUGAUAUUAACAUACGAUCCCAUUUGCACGCGUAUAUAUAAAGCUGCUUGGUCAUAGAACUCGCCUGGAG
This is a messenger RNA of Saprolegnia diclina VS20, 494 nucleotides long. RefSeq lists its product as hypothetical. The record is from RefSeq and is a predicted model, not a curated record. The transcript has a single exon. Bases 42 to 311 code for a protein of 89 amino acids. Lineage: Eukaryota; Oomycota; Saprolegniomycetes; Saprolegniales; Saprolegniaceae.